This is a messenger RNA of Branchiostoma belcheri (Belcher's lancelet), 1401 nucleotides long. Its product is annotated as carboxypeptidase N subunit 2-like. Bases 1 to 1401 code for a protein of 466 amino acids. Lineage: Eukaryota; Metazoa; Chordata; Leptocardii; Amphioxiformes; Branchiostomatidae. The record is from RefSeq and is a predicted model, not a curated record. The transcript has 3 exons. Gene Ontology annotation, molecular function: protein binding.
AUGGGAAGAAAGCUGCGACACGUGCUGAUUUUCCUUCUCAUCAUGCUAAAGGAGCCCAGCAUGCCAGAAGCUGGCUGUGACUGUAAACCAUCAUCACACUGCGGAAAGGGCAUCACCAGCAUCCCUCAGAACCUCCCAACAUCCAUCUCUGAGUUGGACUUAGGAAGUAACCAAAUUAACACUAUUGAAGCUGAUACACUUGCUAAUCUACCCCAGCUACAAUAUCUAUCCUUUCGUAACAACCAGAUAACUAACAUCCAUUCUCGUGCAUUUACCAACCUGCCCAAGCUAAAAGAGAUGCACCUGGAUUGCAACAACAUAACUAUCAUCCAUUCUGGCACAUUUGUAAAUCUGCUCCAGCUACAACUGUUGUGGCUGAGAUACAACCAGAUAACUACCAUCCCUUCUGGUACAUUUGCUAAUCUGCGCAAGCUACAAGAGUUGCACCUGGGCAACAACCAGAUAACUACCAUCACUCCUGGUGUAAUUGCAAAUCUGCCCAACCUACAAACGUUGUACCUGUUUUGCAACCAGGUGAAAUACAUCUCUUCCGGUACAUUUGCUAAUCUGCCUGAGCUACAAAAUUUGUACCUGCACUACAACCAGGUAAAAUACAUCCCUUCUGGUACAUUUGCUAAUCUGCCUGAGCUACAAAAUUUGCACCUUGAAGUCAACCAGAUAACUAACAUCCCUUUAGGUACAUUUGAAAAUCUGCCACGGCUAAAAAAGUUGUGCCUGAAAAAAAACAAGAUAACUGCCAUUGGUUCUGGUAUAUUUGCAAAUCUGACAGAGCUAAAAUCACUGUACCUGUCCUACAACCAGAUAACUACCAUCAAUUCUGGUACAUUUGCAAAUCUGACAAAGCUAAGAUCAUUGAGCCUGUCCUACAACCAGAUAACUACAAUCACUUCUGGUACAUUUGCAAAUCUACCGCGGCUAGGUGUGUUAUCCCUGAUGAACAACCAGAUAAUUACCAUCGAUUCUGGUGCAUUUGCAAAUCUGCCAAAGCUAGAAUCAUUGUGCCUGUCCUUCAACCAGAUAACUACCAUCCAUUCUGGUGCAUUUGAAAAUCUGCCAGAUUUAGAUCGUUUGAAGCUUCGGUCCAACAAGAUGACAGCCAUUCCCCUGUCAGUUUUCUGCUUGUCCCUAUCUACUGUCAAAAUAGAAAUAGACAUUUACAGUAACCCCUGGCAGUGUGACUGUAGGAUGGCUCCCGUCAAGCUCAUCCAUGCAUUUAAGAACCAGAUAAUUUGUGCCAAACCCGCCAAACUUAAGCGACGGAAGCUUGAAAGUGUCGAUCCUAAAGAGUUUAUUUGUAAAGAUCCAACCAUAUCACCACUAAGUGUUGGUAGCUGUUCUGCUGCAGUGUCGACACCUUCAGCUCAGUCGGUGGUUCAGUAG